Messenger RNA from Capronia epimyces CBS 606.96, 1281 nucleotides. RefSeq lists its product as uncharacterized. The coding region runs from base 1 to 1281 and encodes 426 amino acids. Lineage: Eukaryota; Fungi; Ascomycota; Eurotiomycetes; Chaetothyriales; Herpotrichiellaceae. The transcript has a single exon. Gene Ontology annotation, biological process: regulation of transcription by RNA polymerase II. Gene Ontology annotation, molecular function: DNA-binding transcription activator activity, RNA polymerase II-specific. The record is from RefSeq and is a predicted model, not a curated record.
AUGUCCCAACGGGACUGCAGCUUUGCCUUGCAUCCUUCAACAGGGCAUCCGUCCACAACAAGGCAAGCCUUACUUCAUGACCGGUCCGUACCACAAAGCCCAGCAGAUGACAACGGCAGCCAUAGCGGUAGCAGUAAUUCAACCCUACCAAAUGCUCGAUCCACGCCCCUGACCACAGCCUCCCUGUCCGACACCGGGACUCCGUCCGCACAGGCAGAUAUUGUCAACAACCGAAGCCACCUAGAAAGAGACGCAACCCUCGGCGACGAUGGCGUUGUCAAUAUUAACCAUAUGGAACUCCUAAUCCACAUAUCCGCUGAUCGGGAUCUGUUCAACCUCGGCCAUGUUGAUCUCCAAGGCGACACUGAUGCAGACAGCUAUCCCUCUUACGUAGCCCACGCGCUCAAGUUGGGCCUGGAAUCGCCCUAUCUGCUACAUCAAAUGCUCGCCUUCUCCGCGCGACACCUUGCGUUCCUUCACCCCGAACGCGCUUCAACCUAUCACCAUCUAGCCGUCACGCUGCAGACGCGCGCCGUAUCUCUCUUCAACCAAACCUCUUGGACCGAGACCGGAGAGGUCAAGGUCGACCGAUCGAACUGCGUUGCCGUCCUGCUCUUCUCCGUGGUCCUGGGUCACCAUCUAUUCGCCGACACGUUUGCUAGACGCGAUGAUACCGGCAGCCGGGCGCUGGACACAUUCUUGACGCACUGCCUACAAUGCAUCAAGGUCCAUCGCGGCAUCCACACCGUCGCCGUCUCCGCCUGGCCGCUGCUCAUGGAAUCCGAGCUUGAGCCCAUCCUGUCCUGGAGCUCGGGCUUCAAUCAACGCACGCCGCAAGGCCACCAUUGCAAAGCCGUCACGGAACUCCUAGACACCGCCUAUGGUAUGACCCACGAGGAAAAGGAAGCCUGUCAGCAAGCACACACCUACCUCCAAAUCGGCUUUGACGCCGUCUUAGCCGACGCCGACAACUCCCCAACCCCCCUUUCCCAACAAGACCAGCAAGGACAUGCCCAACACCAAAAAGGCAACAGAUACCAAAUGAUAAUCUCCUGGAUCAUGCUCGCCUCACCCGAAUUCACGCGCCUGUUGGCCGCCAAACGCCCAGAGGCCCUGGUGUUGCUGGCCUACUACGCGCUGCUACUGCAUCACGGUCGCACCAUGUGGCAGGUCGGCGACGCGGGCGCGUACAUGUUGCGGAUCAUUGCCGAUUUCCUGGGGCCCGAGUGGGAGCGGUGGUUGAGCUAUCCGCGGGAGAUGGUGUUCGGUGGUGGUGAAUGA